Molecule: messenger RNA, 6331 nt
Organism: Oncorhynchus mykiss (rainbow trout)
Lineage: Eukaryota; Metazoa; Chordata; Actinopteri; Salmoniformes; Salmonidae
Biological process (GO): regulation of gene expression
Cellular component (GO): nucleus
Source: RefSeq, a predicted model, not a curated record
GCCAAAACUAUAGUUUGUAAACAAGUUUUAAUGACUCCAAUCUAAGUGUAUGUACACUUGACUUCAACUGUAUGUAAGAUUAUGGAGAGACUUACUUCCUGGAGAACAGGGGGUUAAUAUUGCCACAUCAGAGUGGGUUCAGGAAGGGGAACUAUGGACCCAGUGCUCUGCUUAGAAGCAGAGGUCAGGAAGGCCCAGGUCAAUAAGGAGACUGUUGUAGCUGUCUUGUUUGAUGUGGAUGGCAUAUGAUAUGCUAAUCAAGCUUGACCUUAUUGGUGUAGGAAGUAGAACGUUCAACUGUUUGGAAGGUCUAUCCAGGUGAGGGUGGGGCAGCUACUUGGUGGAUAAUGGUAAACCACAGGGGAGCGUGAUUAGUUGGGAUGCACCGACAUUACAAUUUUGGCCGAUAGCUGAUAUUUUCCUUGCCCCAAAAAAACAAUACCGAUAACCGAUAUUUACAAUUUUAGCGGCCUUUAAGCUUUCUAGUACAUUUAAAUAGUUUAAACACACACUAAAAAGUUAUUCUGUUGGCAUUUACGUAUGUCCCCAUUACCAGUAAAACAUAAUCAAAACCUAUUUCUUUCACUUACUUGCUGUGCGGUUUUGAUGUUCAUUUAUUCAGUGUUAACCAGGAUUUCAUCAUACAUGUCAAGCAGUGAAGUUUCAGCUCUCUUUGUCCGUGGCCUCUCUUCCUCCGUGCGCACUGUCACUGUUUCUAUCUUGUCCAGCUGUGUCUGUAACAUUUCACAUAAACCCUGCUGCUUGUCUGCAUCGAAGUAGUGGUCCUUGCAUCGAGCAUGGUGGCGAAACCGUAAAGAGGCUCAGAGAGAAUCCCAACGAAUCGCUUGUUCACAGCCUUUUGCAAGUUUUAACCCCGCGGUCUGUGUCGGCAGUUUCGUUGAGCAGGCGUUUCAAUGCCGUGACAGAGGGUAUCACGUCUGCUGCAGACGCUGUUGAUUAGCUUAUUUCUCGAGUCAGUUCGAAUGUAGCUAGGAGUGUGUUCAUGUUUCCAAGUUUCAAACAUGUUCUCAAAUGGCAGCAGUGGUAUGAGAACCAGCACAUUCUUGAGCAUGUAAUACGGCUUUCCUCGGUACGAAAUUCUCGUUGACCCACUGCGCUGUCAGACUCAGCAUGUUCACUGGGCUGACAGCGGCUGGUCCAAAUUUCAGUCGUGAAACUAAUAGCAGUGACGCCCAUAGCAAGUAGCUUAUGAAUGUGCGUUUCAACAAUACUCUGUAACUCCGGUAGGGUAACAUCUGAAAAAUAGCACAUACUUGGUAGUGUGUACCGGGGCUUGAGUUGCUCGACCAGUCGACGAAAGCCCAAAAUCAUCCACGACAUUGUUAAGGGCAAUGAAUUCCAAUAUCUUGGCGAUAAUGGAUUUCGCCUCUGAGUUGUCUCGCUGAAAUGUAUUUUUUGUGGCGUCAUUACGUCAUCUACCUACAUUAUAUAGGUGUGCACGUCAGCUUUGACAUUGGUUUUGCACUUCAGCGUUAAACUAGACACCGGGCUGAUGCCGAUGUUGGCAUUUUUAGCUAAUAUCGUCCGAUUCUGAUAUGCUUACCAAUUUAUGUUGUGCAUUCCUAGUGAUUUGUCAUCUUUUGUUCUCAAUCAAUAUCAAUUAUGUUUACUCUCAGGUACAGCUGGAUAUUGGAAGGUCUUUAUUUGCAGAUGAUGGGGCCUAAUGGAAGAAAUGUACCAUUCACAGUCAGGAUGUACAGGAAGCAGUCGAUGAGGUGGUCAUUAAAGUAGGGAUUCAGAUUCUCUGUAGAGAAGUCAGACAGUGUUCUUUACCAUGAGGAAGGUGGGAGAUGAGGUACGUCUGAGGUUGUAUGGGAGAAACUUGGGGGCCUUCAGGUUCCUAGGGAUGUACUUUGACAUAAGGCUGACCUGGGUAGAACACAUUGAGAGAGUGGUGGGAAAAUUCUAUAGGUUCUGAAUGUGAUGCGCUGUCUGUAGCUUAUGGUUCAGAUGCCAGGAUAUCACUGGAAAGAUUAGAUGUCAUACAGGCGCAAGGACUCAGAAUAUGAAGCCUGACAGAGUAGUGGUGUGCGCUGUCUCAUUUCAUCAGUACUGAUAAGCCUGCAGUCCUUUAGCUCACGCAGCACCAGAUAAAACCUGCUGUAUGAGGUACUACAAACCCAUCUAUCUUCUAUAUACAGAGGGAAAAAAUCGAAUCAAAUUUGAUUUGUCACAUGCUUUGUUAAGAAUAGGUGUCGACCAACAGUGAAAUGCUUACUUCCGGGUCCUUUUCCAACAAUGCAAAGUUAAGAUACAAAAAUACAAAGUGACACAAAGAAUAAAUGCACAGUAAAUAACAAUACAGAGUAAAAAUAACAUGGAUAUAUACGGGGAGUACAAGUACUUAGUCAGUGCAAGAGAAUUAGCACCAAAAAGGGUCAAUGCGGGUAGUAAAGGUAGCCAUUUGAUUAGCUAUUUAGCAGUCUUAUGGCUUGGGGUUAUAAGCUUGUUGGUCCCAGACUUGCUGCACUGGUACUGCUUGCCGUGCGGUAGCAGAGAGAACAGUGUAUGACUUGGGUGACUGGAGUCUUUGAACCUUUUUUGGGCCUUCCUCUGACACUGCCUGGUAUGGAGGUCCUGGAUGGCAGGGAGCUUGGCCCCAGUGAUGUACUGGGCCGUACUCACCACCCUCUGUAGUGCCUUGCGGUCAGGUGCCUUGCAGUUGCCGUACCAAGCUGUGUGCAUCCAGUCAAGAUGCUCUCAAAAAGUUGGGGGCUGGAGAACAGCAGCAUGAGAAAGAUGAUAGGAGGCCACCUUAAAUAGACAUAGGUUGGGACACAACCGGCUGAAUAAUUAAUAAUUAAUAAAUUACAUAUCAUAGGAAAAUAUCCACCAGGAAGGUGUGAUUAUUGCCAGGAAAUAUAAACAGUAGAACAUGUGUUGAUAUAGUGCGGGCAGUAUAAGCGGAAGAGAGAUAUUUGAGCAUCUGUAUUUUAUUUAAAAAAAUAUAUUUUACUGUUAUUUUACCAGGUAAGUUGACUGAGAUGAGAGAGAAUGGGAUACAGGAAUUUAGUGUAAUGAGUCCAUUGAGUAGAAUAUGGACAUAUACAGUAUCCGUUUUUUUGUUGUAUUUUUUACAAGAUAAACGGGGCAGGCAGGCAUUAUUAUGUUUCUCCCGGUCUCUGGCCCACACUCCACUCCAGCACAGUAGUAGGUGGCAGUAAUGCACUAACAACAUAGGAUGCCAACUGCCCAAAAAUACCACCGAAGAAGUAAACGGACGCGAACAGUGACCAAGAACAAUUACCACUUUAGCGUUUUUAUUGUUGUAUUUAGACGUUUAUUAACACACUGGAACUCAAAGUAUGCCGAUUUUUACUUCACGGCAUCACAUAAUUACCUCAGGUAGUCUGUAAUUCGUGUUGGAAACAGGACUUGGUUCAUAUACCUAUGUUAUCUAGGUAACGCUUGCUAGCUGCUAACAAUGGCUGACUGUAUGGUUUUUCACACUCAAAUAGCCUCCAUUAUGGAGGUGCUAGCGAAUGCAGCCGUGGCAGAGAUCUGUAAAUUAGUAGACGACGACUAUGCAGUGUUUCGUUUAGAAGUUACUCAAAGCCAGAAAGAAAACAGGGGAUUGCGGAGGAAACUACAGCUACUGGAACUGAAGGUGGCACGGGAGCGCGCAGAGAGGACAAUACGAGAGCGCGUCGUCGCCAGUCGUCCCAGUAGUGUCAAGAUCCUCGACCGAUACAGAGGAAUGGCAAGAGGUGAAGGACAUCUCACUGGGGGCCACAGGAGCUUUGUGAAACCAGCGGGACACAACGCGUGGAUAGAUGACCAACCUAUAGCUAUAGAUGAGGGGAGUGGAACCUCAACCCAGCAUGUUAUUGUGAUAGAGUCUGCAGAUGCAGAGGCUGCAGGUCCUGGGGUCAAUCAGGAGGGGACUGAAGGAAAGGACUCAAGACACAGAGACAUCCAGACUGGAGCGCUCCCUGUAGCCACGGAGGACCGCGCCGCCACGCCCCGGCCCAGGACCUCCCGCAGCAUCACGGAGGAGGAGGAGGGUCCAGAGGUGCUGCUGGUCAAGGAGGAGGGGAGUGAGGAGGGUCUGGGGAACCCUGAGGGGAACAUGGUCAUGGAGGACAACCAAACUACACCUCCUCUUAAACCCACAGAGGAACCAGUUGAGCAGCACAGGAACACACACUGUAUCACUGAGUCAGUAGACAUGGAGGAUGGGAAGCCUGAUCUGCUGCUAGUCAAAGAGGAGACAAUAGAGGAUGGACCAGAGAGCAUGGAUCUGCUGAGUGGACUAAAGAUGGGGGAGCAAGGUGAUUGGCUGGAGGCUAACAGAGGAGACUGGACGGCCAUUUUGAAUUCCCAGACCCAGACCGGUGGAGCCAAGGGCUUACGGGACAACAUCACUGAGCAGGCCAGGACCAGAGGCGACAAAGUGGAGUCUGCUGUCCAUGAGAGCCUGCUGUCAUCCGGUAUUGCUGGUGGGAGAGACUGGGCCUCUGAGGUGGCUAGUCACAAAGCCUGGCCCCGGAUCAGAACCCUGGAUCAGCAGCCUUCGCUCUUCCUUCCCGAGUCGGAACCAGGACCCAACUACGAGGGACAGAGACUCCACCACCACACAGAACACAACCAGUGGACAGGUGGACUGAACAACCUCAGUCCUGGUGGUCAUCAGAGAGACAGAGGCUCUAGUCAGGGAUCCAGUCUGCAGCCCAGACCCUUCUCUUCACAGUCUCAGUGCAGGGAUGUAGCAGGGCCUGGGGCUGAUAGAGAUAGACCCUCCUGUUCCUAUGAUACAAACACCACAGUGUCCAUGAUAAACAGUGCAGGUCUUCCUGGGCUUCAGCCUUCACAGAGAGUGGUGGGAGACCCCCCUGGUAGGAGUCUAACAGGAAGUCUUUCCUCUCCAUCAGGAUCUCGUCUAAUGCCUGGUGAAUGGGUUCAUAGAAGGUCUGGGUCUAGCCUUCCUCAUUUAACUCAUGGUUACCCUAGCAAUACAGACAGAGUCAGGAUGGGUGUUCAGCACAAGCGCUUCCUAGCCUCUAACACAGCACAAAAUCCCAACAACACCCAAACAAUGGCUAGAGGUCAAGGAGGGAGCUCAAAGACUAACCACCUGAGGCUGGCUCCUGCUUCUACCUCCUCUGGUGUCAUUGGGAGGCCGAGCAUUAGGACUGACGCCGACAAGCCGUACACCUGCCCAACAUGUGGGAGGCGCUUUGCUAAAGCGAGCUAUGUGAAGAUGCACCAGACCGUUCACACCAAGGAGAAGCCCUUCAAGUGCAAACUAUGUUACAAGAGCUUCUCCUUCCUGACUAACCUUAUCAGACAUAGGAGUGUCCACAAUGGGGAAAAAUCAUAGCAGUGUGGCCUGAGAUGUACACUGGGGGUGUCAGGGUGACAUAUUAUAGUUAUGUGAAGUGUCUUUGGGUAAGAGAGUAAUUAACCACAUACCCCUCAUUAACCCUUUGUUAACUUGUCUUUUGAAACAGGCUUGUGUAAACUGUUUUUAGAGAGAGAGUAAACCUGGGCUAGAACAAGGAUAGUUGAAUAUUUACCUUACUGAGGUGAUGUAGAUGGAAUGAAGUAAUUGUAUUUUCUACUGUGUUCUUGAUAACACACUGUUCUUCAUAAACAAAUCUGCUCUGAGCUUGAAAGAUGGUGAUCAUGAAGGAGAUUUGAUGUGUAAUGUAAUAAGCAAUGGCGUAUUUGAAAAGAACAGCAUGCAUACCCUUUUCAUUUAACCACAUCCUUUGAGCUAUGAAGCCAACCAUUAAGUAUGAGGCGUUAUACGUGCCUAUUCCUUGAUUGUAAUAUUCAACCGAUAAGGCAAUGCCACAAUAGUGAUUAUUGGAAGAAUUGAACCGCUCAUGCAACGAGAACCGGAAGCACCGACUGCUAGCUGAGUGGAUGAUUGUAAGUAGAAACUUCAGUGCAAACUUGUUUGGAAGACUGUUGUGGGGGGCGCAGACUGCUAUAGAAGGUUGACUGGAAGAUAGCUACAGAUUGUUAAACCAGAUAGAUAAUGUGAUUGAACCAAAGAUUUUUGGUAUCCAUUACUGGGAGUUACAGGUUAGGUACUGUUUGGUGUAGCACAGAAUAUUUUCUACCAACCCUAACUUCAAAUUGUAUUGGUCACAUACACAUAUUUUGCGGGUGUAGCUAAAUACUUAUGUUCCUAGUUCCAACAGUGCAGUAGUAUCUAAAAAUGAUUCACAACAAUACACAUAAAUCUAAAAGAAUGGAAUUAAGAAAUAAAUAUUAGAUCGAGCAAUGUCGGAGUGGCAUUGACUAAAAUACAGUAGAAUAUAAUACAGUAUAUACAUGUGAGAUGAAUAAAGCCGUAUUUAAA